This is a messenger RNA of Monodelphis domestica (gray short-tailed opossum), 6560 nucleotides long. The record is from RefSeq and is a predicted model, not a curated record. NCBI's taxonomy places the organism in Eukaryota, Metazoa, Chordata, Mammalia, Didelphimorphia, Didelphidae.
UUCAAAACUGAUUGACAUAUUGAAAAAAAUCUGAAAAUAUUUAUAUUUAUUGUUAUUUCCUAAAGCAUAGAGCUGUCCACAAAUAUGGAGUCUGCGUUGUCAUCACUUAGUUACCUUCCAACAGCUAAGAACCAUUUUGAACACUAGCAAGUGAUCUGGAACAUCCAGGCUGAAAUGUUCUAGAUCACAGUGCCCGGGUUAGAUGGAUUCUUAUUUUCACUGGAUGGAGUUAUCAAAAGAGUUGCCCUUAUAGGUCAAAGUAUAUUUAUGGCUAUUCUUUCUUCAGCCUUUUUUUGGAGACUCCUCAAAGGACAAUUUAAGUUGGCCUUUGGCCUGGAUGCCUGUUACUGGAUGCCUGUUAGGAGGAAGCUGAAUUCAAAUUCAAUAAACAUGUAUUAAGUACCUGUUACAUGCAAAAGAGAGAGAUACAAAGUUUACAUAGGACUCGAUCCCUGACCCCAGAGAGCUUACAGUCUGAGGGAAAAAGAUACAUUUGCUUCUAAUACAAUAAUACAUGGUCACAGUAAUGAAAGGCAGUAAUAGAAAUAAGGAUCAUUCAGGAGAAGGGGAAGGAACUGGAAAACGACCAAAGAGGAAGUGUCUUCAGUGGCAUCCAUUACUAGCAAAGAAACUCCUUGACUUUUCUGAAGAGGAGGAAGAGGAAGAGGAAGAAGAAGAUAUUGAUAAGGUCCAACUUCUUGGAGCUGAUGGCCUAGAGCAUGAUGUAGAUGAGAAUGAAGAUGAUGAAUCUUCAGAGCAGAGAGCUCGUAGACCAAUGAAUGCAUUUCUUUUAUUUUGCAAACGCCAUCGCUCCCUUGUACGUCAGGAACACCCCCGGCUGGAUAACCGUGGUGCUACCAAGAUACUGGCUGAUUGGUGGGCAGUUCUAGACCCAAAGGAAAAACAGAAAUAUACAGACAUGGCCAAGGAGUACAAAGAUGCAUUUAUGAAAGCCAAUCCUGGCUACAAAUGGUGUCCUGCAACAAACAAACCUGUGAAAUCCCCAACACCCACUGUUAAUACACGAAAAAAGCUGUGGGCCUUUCCAUCUGACUCUGGAAAAGAUUUACCUAGCCCCAAGAAAGCAAAGACUGAAGAAAUGCCUCAGCUUAACUUUGGGAUAGCAGAUCCUACACAAAUGGGAGGCCUAAGCAUGCUGCUUUUGGCUGGGGAACAUGCUCUGACUGCACAAGAGAUAUCUUCAAACACAUCACAUCCAGAGGCUCCUGCUCCUGCCAAACAGUGUGAAGAGUCAGCCCUGUUUCAAUUUGCAGAGAUCUCUUCAAAUACAUCGCAAUUGGGAAGUCCUGAGCCAACGAAACGCUGUGGGAAGUCGGCACUCUUCCAACUAGCAGAGAUGUGCCUGGCAUCAGAAGGAGUAAAAGUAGAAGACUCAAAGGUAAUGAAAGCAAAAGAAUCAGAAGGGAGAAACAUGGAAGAAUCUGAGAAGGGAAAAGUGGAAAGGGAAAUAAAAGUAGAGAAAUCAGAGGAAGACAAGUUGCAGAAGAAGAUAGAAUUGGAAAAGCCAACUGAAGAAAUAGUCAGAGACAGCCUGAGUGUCAAAAACAUUGAGGAGAUUAAGGUGGACCAAAUGAAGGAGGGAAAGAAGGAAGAUGCUGAAGAGAUGCAAAAGGAAGAGUUGAGGGAAGAUAAAAAGUGUAGCCACUUUAUUGAUCCUUCUUCCUCCAACAGUAGUAAGCCAGUCACAAGUGAUGGUCCCAGCAGAAAAGAUCCCAUAUGUCAUUCUCAUGAAGCUGUGAUCAUUGAGGACACCUCAGGGUUAAGCAAACCAGAGAAGUUAAAAAAGAAAAAGAAGAAGAACAAAAUGGACCGACAUGGGAAUGAAAAGUCUACUCCCAAGAAAACCUGCAAAAAGAGGCAAUCCUCGGAGUCUGAUAUUGAGAGUGUUAUAUAUACUAUUGAGGCAGUUGCAAAGGGAGACUGGGGCAUUGAGAAAUUUGGUGAAACCCCUCGCAAAAAAGUUCGUACAUCCUCAAAUGUGAAAGGAAGCAUUCUGGACACAAAGUCACCAAAGAAAAAAGUGAAGUCAAAAGAGAAGAAGAUGUCAAAGGAGAAACUGUCAAACACCACCAAAGAGUCCAAGCCUCUGGAUUUCCUUAGUAUUACUGCCAACAAAGAAGUUACUGAAGAGGUACCAGAGUGUGUAAAAGCAGAACCAUUGACUCCGACGGAGGAGGUUCUACCACAGAGCUUGCCAGGACAGGUCAAAACAGAGGAGAGUGACUGUAAUAGAAAGAUAGAAAUCUGUGGCUCCAGGAAAUCUGAGAGGUCUUGCAAAGGUGCUCUUUAUAAAACUCUGGUGUCAGAGGGCAUGCUUACAUCCCUGCGAGCUAAUGUGGACAGAGGGAAAAGAAGCUCAGGAAAAGGCAGCUCCUCUGAUCAUGAAGGGUGUUGGCAUGAAGAAAAUUGGGCGUUUACCCAGUGUGGGACAAGUGGAAGUAAGAAGCUAAAAAGACCAAAGCCAAAGGAAGAGUUUGUCCUUGGCUUAGCAAAGCUGGAAGAAGAAUUUGAAAAAAAAUUCAAUAGCCUUCCUCAAUACAGCCCUGUCACAUUUGACCGGAAAAGUGUAUCUGUUCCAAGAAAAAAGAAGAAGACUGGAAAUGUUUCAUCAGAACAGACUAAAACCAGCAAAGGUUCAUUCCAGUCUCAGAAAAAGAACCUAUUCCACAAAAUUGUCAGCAAAUAUAAGCACAAAAAGGAGAAGCCUAAUGUUCCGGAAAAAGCCAUACUUUCAGAAGAUAAAAACACCACUGAGCCUCCCCGCAAGACUAAAGAUGCCCCAUCAGUUCCAAACACUCCAGAGCCAACAACAAUGCAAGAGCCUUUGGUUGGCAGCCAAAAGAGGAAAGCAAGGAAAACGAAGAUCACACAUCUUGUCAGGACAGCAGAUGGCCGGGUGUCACCAGCAGGAGGUACUUUGGAUGACAAACCCAAGGAACAACUGCAGGGUAGUCUCCCUAAAGCAUCAGCUACAGAAACAGAUUGCAAUGAGGAAUGCUCACAAAACAUGGAAGCAGAGGAGAUUCGUAGUAUCACACCAGACAUGCCAGCUGUGUCUGCGUUCUUCAGCCUAGCUGCUCUGGCUGAGGUAGCAGCAAUGGAGAAUGUGCACAGAAAUCAGCGGGCAACUCCCCUUGCCCACGAUGGACAGCCAAAAGAAAUGCCACAGGCUCCCGUACUUAUUUCCUGCGCUGACCAGUGAAGCUCCCCUUUAUUGUAAAACAUUGUGCUUUACCUAAUAUCCUAGCCUUGUCUUUACCAAGGGAAGCUAGUCAGUCCAUAGGAUGGAAAAUAUAGAUUGCAAACACGUGAUUGGUGCCCUGCACGGCCCAGAUUUCACUUGAAGCCAGAAGUUAGCAACUUGGGCCAGGUCGUCCAAUUGGAACCCAGAUCUUUGAGGGGGAUGUUAUUUGUCCGAUAAUGAACAGAUUGAGAAUGAUCCUGGAGCUUUGCUUUCUAUUGAAGGCUUUUAAUGGUAAAUUGGUGGUAACUUGGAAGUGGCUGCCUUUACUGUAGCUCAUCCAGCGUCUCUUUUACCAACCAGAGAGUGUGAAACUAGUUUCGUAUAAUAUCUAGUUAUUCUUUGAAAAAAAAAACAAAAACAACAAAAAAAGAAACAAAAACAAACUGAUGCACUGCACUAGUUAUUAUUAGAUAUUCUUAGUCAUUUUUGUACAUGGAGAUUUAAGUUCUAAGAUGGUUUAUAUAAUAGGUUAUGCCUACAUUUAUAUUAUAGAAUAAAUUAAAAAACCUGUUCCAGAGAACCCCAAACAGCAUGGGCAGACGUACCAUUGUUAGCGGUGUAUGCUCAGCCACGUGGUCCAUAUAUUCUGCACUUUUAUAUUUGCCACCAGAGUGGUAGUUUGCUGGCGAAAAGAAAAAAAAAAGUCUUACUCAACUUCUAGGUAGGCUGAGUCGUAGGCUUGACUAGUCAAGGAGAAUUUGCAUAGGGUAAAUUGUGGUUUAUAUUUACCAAGAUGGAGGACAAGUCCUGCAGAUUACUGAUGGUAUCAUGCCUUGAGGAUUCUUUUAUUUUUUACAAAGGGGUCUAAGUGACCAGUGGAACAUUGAUACAAACAAAUAAAAUGAAACAAACAAAAAAAAAAGGACAGAAAAAUUGUUCAGAAGUGACCUUAGUAUUACUUCACUAUUCUGAAAACAUUGAAGACAUUGAAUUCAUGUGGACUCUGAGACACAUACCUUUUCUAUCUCUCACAGACACACUGGACUGGGUUGCGAUUGCUAUGCACAGCCUAAAUUGGCGCUGCAGGAUUUUUUAGAGCCAUUUAGAGUUUGUGUUGGUUAAGAGGUAUGUGAGCAAAUAAUGAUGAGAGGGAUGCUUGACCCGAGUGGGGCUAUCAAACCUAGAUCCACCUGCCAGUUCCCAUUUCUUUUUUGUGUUUUGUUACUUUGGAACAUUAGACCAUAGAUAGGCCAGUGCCAAGUGGAUCAGCUGGCUUAGAACAUUCAACAUAUUGACUUAACCACCUGACUUUCCCAGUGACUUGUUUCCUAGCAACAGAUGCAAAGUGAUAAAUCAAAAUUAGUCUGAGGCUACAAAUUCUACAGGGUAUUUGUUCCAUAGCACAAAGUAUUUCCCUUCUCUUGCAUCACAGCACAAAAACAAAACAAAACAAAACAAAAAACAAAUUUUAAUUAUCAGACUCCAGCAAUAUGUUUUUUUUUUAAAUUGGUCUUCAUACUGGCUGAAUUUUGAUAGUGUUAGGUCGAGUUUGAAGCUCUUAAAUUAGGUCUCUAAAUGAUGAGAGUUUACAUGGUUUUAUCAGGCCUUCUUAUUUAUACUUGACUGAAUUGAUAAUGAUGAUUUUUUUGUAAUUGUAAUUUGAUGUAAUAGCCAUACAAAAAAAAAAGUAACUCUUAAUACAGACUAGGUUUAGCUUUCCAUGGUUGUAGAUAUGACUUCAGUUUCGGUGCUGAAAAAUAUGUACAACAUACUACACAGGAAUGAAAAAAAAUGGAGAUUUUUUUAAAAAAAGCAACUGAUAAAGAGAGCAAUGAAGAUAGAAGGCAUUUGGAAUGAUGUCCUCAAAAUAUACUCUUUGUGGGUUUGGAGGAAGAAGGACUAGAAAAAGGUUAAUCCAAGGUGAAAGCUUAAUCCCAAUCAGGUAGCACUGAACCUAGUAAACAGUCCCAACAAAUACAUCGUACCUUAGGUUUUUACUAUAAACCUGUUUUAUUAAUGUUUUCUAAAUUUUAAAAAGUGAAUGUUUGAAAAUUGCUGGGUCCCAGUGUGGUGGCUGUUGGAGUUUUUGGACCACUUGCUAGCAGUGAUUUAGAAAUUAGCUAAAAACCCAAAAAUCGUACGGUGCAGACCAUGCACCUUGACAAUGGUACUAACUUGUUAUUCUAUAGAACACGUUAGAAUAGGUCUAUUUUUGCCAGAGCCUCCUCCAAUCUUCCUCCAAUUACAUUUCACUAGUGUUCCUUAAGAGAUUGCUGUAUAUUAAUGGGACCUUUUUUUAAAAAAAGACAAAAAAAAGAAACAAAAGGAUUACUUUUUUCUAUGUGAAUUAAUAUCUUACUUGAUCUGCUUUUCCUAAACCUCAGUGGCUUUUCCCUUAGGUGGGGCAGGGUGGGUGGGGAGAACUUACUGGAUAUGACUGUUUUCAGAUACUUAUAAAACUUUUUUUGUAGAAAUGCUUAAUUUUUAAGCAGUUAGGCACUGAGAGCAGCAGAAAUCCUGCAAAGCUUUAUAGUUCUCUAGGCCCUUGCCUUGUUGUUUCUCUGAGUGAAGUCUUGAUUUCAAUAGCUAGAACUGCUCACGCCCUGAAUCUGCUACAGAGGGGUGUUGAUAUUUUUCAGGUAACACAGUUUGUUAGCACAAAUAUUUCAGACCAACAUUUAAUGUUUUCUUUUCUUCAAGUUAUUUUAAUUGCAUUCUUUUGGUUUUUUGUAAAGUCAUAUUGCUAUGGUGUGUUCUUUAGUAUGCCAGCAAACACUGUCCCACAAGCCUCCUCGAGAAAAAAAAAUGUUGCACCUUAUGUAUAUCUCAAGCAAACCAAAAUAUAAUGCUCUUCUGCUUUGUUUUUAUUCUAAAUAUGUUGUAUCAUAUCUUUCUGAAACCAUUCUGAAUUGAGUUGAAAUUAUCAAUAUUUAUGCAUUUAACCUUAAUUUCUGGAUUCAAACCUGUAUAUAAAUCUUUUGAAAAAAAUUGUCCUAGCCCUUCUCUGUGAUGCUGGAUAUGGGGGAUUUCGUCUCAAAGGGAGACGCAGUACUGUUCCCAUUUUCUUUGGCUUUUAUUUAUUUAGUUAUUCUGGGUAUUUCCAAUGUAAUUUUGAGGUAUGUAAAGUGUAUUAUAGUAGCUGAAGCUACACCUAUAAGAAGCUGCGUGAAAAAUUACUGUGUAAGGCAUCUUUUAAGUUUUAAUUGUUUGAGUACUGUAUAUGAGGUUGAGAAAAAGAAAAAAAAUGUUCCAUGGAAACAUUUUGAGAUACAGGUUCCGAUCCCCAAAUUAGGUUAUUUUCCAGAUCUGAGACCAAAACUGUUAAUUCAUUAAAAACCUUCUUAAGGUUAAAUCA